AUGUGGCGUGAAAUUUGUGUACACAGCGAUAGCCGCAAUGUACGAAUAAUAUCUCCUCGGUUUUUAAAUCAGAGAAUAUUAAUCCAUGUAGAAGUAUCCGUAAAAUGGAUAAGAUCGUCAGAAAUUGUCCUAUUCUUUGGAAAAUAACUUGAGAGAAAAAAGUGUGAUAAACUGGUGCGAAAUUAACAGAGCGGUCGCCACAAUGAUAUAUUGGGACGAAAUGUCUUCUAGCCUUGAUUGAGUUGUGGAAAAUGGCCGAGGAAACAGAAAUGAAAUGUCUUUGGUUACAAGACAAGACUUUGACGGGCGACUGCUACGUUCAAGUUGGAAAAGAAGUGGUAGAUUUUAGCUCUCAGUAUGGAAGCGAGAGAAGUAUUUCGUACACUGCCUCAAAUUUAGCAGGAAAAGAAACUAUUUACCCUGGUUACGGGGAUUACACACAAGCUUGUGUUUUUAGAACAUAUGGACGCUGGUGGAAACUGGCCCCGUCAGCUGUUAAAAAGUUUAAAAAAACACCGGAUGACUUUUGUAGUUUUGACUUCAUUGAAGUAUCGUUUGAAGAGAAAGUAUAUCCAACAAAAAUUGAAGUAUUUGAGACAUAUAACCCAGGUUGUAUUGUUAAAAUCCUCGCUUGUGAUUCUACUGCUGGUACUGAUGUAGAUACCGGAAAAGUACAAUGGGUGACAUUAUGGAGUGGUCAACCUCAAGUUCCAGUAAAAGAAGCAAAAAUAUUUUCUCCACCUUUGAGGAAAGUGAAAUUUAUGACUGAUCUCAUUCGACUAGAAAUAUGUCAGGACUUAGUGGAUUAUUAUACUGAGUUAGAUAGUAUUAGACUUCAUGGUGUCAAGGAACAUAGUUCUGACAGAUUAGGAAUGGUUCAAGCUUAUUCAAGUGGCUUUAGUCAUGAAAUUGAAAAUGGAUUGCUACGUACAUUGGAUAGUCCAGAGCUUGAAGAUGUCUGUCCAGAAGACAAAAUAUCUUUAGCACUUCAAGACUUUAAAAUAUCAGAUGAAGAUUCCAGUAUACCUAAUGUAGAGGAAGAAGAAGAAAUUGAAUACACUGAAAAUGGUGCUUUUAACUGUUUACCAGGUGAAAUAAUACAGCUGAUAUUAGAGUUUCUAGAUAUACCAGAUUUAUGUAAUCUAGCUCAAACUUGCAGGUUGCUACGGAAACAUUGUAGUGAUCCAUUAUUAUAUACAGAAUUAAAUUUACAACCACACUGGACACAGAUUCGAGAUUCAACUUUAAAUAGUCUGAAGUCAACAUGUUCGUGUGAACUUUUACAAAGAUUAAACUUAGCAUGGUGUGGUAAAGGUGGAAUAUUAACUAAUUGUGGUUUAAACAAUUUUCUACCAGUGUGUAGUAAUACGUUAACUUAUAUUGGUCUAGCUUGUUGUCAGUUUGUUGAUUCUACAACUCUAAAAAUUGUUUCUGAAAAUUGUCCAAAUAUUGAAGAGAUAGAUUUAAGUUGUUGUCGUAAGGUGGAUAAUGUGGCCAUGUUAUUGUUGUUAAGAUUUAGUAAAUUAAAAAGAUUAAAUCUCUAUCGAACUAUGGUUGAUAUGCAUUCCUUGAUAGCAGUUAUAAGAUCAUGUCCAUUGUUAGAACAUUUAAAUCUCGGAUCAUGUAUAAGGAUAAAUUGUUUUGAUGAUGUACUAAUAGAAUUAGGUCAAUGUAGCAAGAAUUUGUUAACACUAGAUUUAUGGCAGGCUCGUACACUAUCUGAUAUAGGAUUAAAAGCUCUAGCACAUGGUUGUCCUCUACUACAAGAACUUGAUCUAGGCUGGUGUCCUGAACUUAGAUCUAGAACAUCAUGUUUUACAACACUGUUACAAGAAUGUCGUAACUUACGUAAAUUAUAUUUAACAGCUAAUAGAACUGUUUGUGAUGGUGAUCUACGUGCUAUAGCUCAGUAUUGUCCUUAUAUGGAACAAAUAGAUAUAUUGGGUACUAGAGAAGUCACACCAGAUGCUGUUAAUAGGGUUCUUGAAAAGUGUAAAAAUUUAAAAUUCUUUGAUGUUUCCUUCUGCGGAGGGAUUUUAGAUAACCAUGUAACACACUGGGAACUACAAUAUCCUUACAUCAAAUUUAAGAAGAGUUACCAGUCCUGACAGUUGAUUUUUGGAUUAUAGGAUACUGGACAAUCAUUCUACCUCAUCUUGAUAAUGCAAUUAUUUCAAAAUACUACCAUUAGUUAUGCAUAAUUUAAUGUUUUAUGAAACAGUAGCUUGUUUAUGAUCACCUUAUUUCUAGUCCACACAGAUUGUUUUAAAUUCUUAGUCAAGAAAUUCACAAGAUUCGUGUGACGAUUUUCACCAAAUUAAACACCUGGGUCUCAUUUUUCCGAUGAAUCCUUACAUCAAAUUUAAGAAGAGUUACCAGGCCUGACUGUUGAUUUUUGGAUUAUAGGAUACUGGACAAUCAUUCUUCCUCUUCUUGAUAAUGCAAUUAUUUCAAAAUACUACCAUUAGUUAUGCAUAAUUUAAUGUUUUAUGAAACAGUAGCUUGUUUAUGAUUAUUUUAUCUCUAGUCCACACAGAUUGUUUUAAAUUCUUAGUCAAGAAAUUCACAAGAUUCGUGUGACGAUUUUCACCAAAUUAAACACCUGGGUCUCAUUUUUCCGAUGUAUCCUUACAUCAAAUUUAAGAAGAGUUACCAGUCCUGACUGUUGAUUUUUGGAUUAUAGGAUACUGGACAAUCAUUCUUCCUCAUCUUGAUAAUGCAAUUAUUUCAAAAUACUACCAUUAGUUAUGCAUAAUUUAAUGUUUUAUGAAACAGUAGCUUGUUUAUGAUCACCUUAUUUCUAGUCCACACAGAUUGUUUUAAAUUCUUAGUCAAGAAAUUCACAAGAUUCGUGUGACGAUUUUCACCAAAUUAAACACCUGGGUCUCAUUUUUCCGAUUGGCAUGUAUGUAUACAUAAGUACAAACUUAAAAACUGGCGUUAAUUGUAAGAAAAGAGCAAGACGGAAAGUAAGUAAGAAUGUGUUUGUGAAAUAUACUUAGCAAGAUGCUUCGAUCAUUAUGGCAAUAUUCAGUCAAAAUCAAUUCCAGUUAUUUCAAUAAAACAAUUGAUUGUUUUAAGGACAGUUUGUAAAUCUCAAAUGAAUAUUUAUUGAUUUUAUUUUUGGAUGAUAAUAUUGGCAAAUUUAUAAAGACCAAUCUGACCAGUUUGAGACUGUAACCGUAAAAUAUACCCAUGUGAUCUUUCGGUGAUCGGCAACAACUUGUGAAGAUAAUCCUUUAAAGGGGCAUUAGGUAAGAUUAGAUAAAGAGCUGACAGUUUUUGUUAUAAUAGUUAAAAUAUAGAGAUAAUGAAAUGAGAAUAUUCUGAAAAUUUCAGUCAAAUUACUUCACUCUGAACCAAGAUAUACUAUUCAAAAAAAGUAGGGGAUAUUUGAUUUUUAAGUGUUAUUAAAGUCACCUAAUGAAACUGACGAAGAAACAAAUGACAAAAUGAAAUGAAGUUCACAUUCAUCGAUUUAUUCCAAAUGAUCGUUAGACUAAGUAAGGCACAGACUGACCAUUAUAAGGGUAAAAUGAUACCCGGGGUCAAACAGCAAAGUUACCACAGCAUCACAACCAAGUCAGUAACGGGUAAAUCCUCCUCUGUUUGCCAAACAAGCAUUGAUCCGA
This is a messenger RNA of Patella vulgata (common limpet), 3632 nucleotides long. Its product is annotated as F-box/LRR-repeat protein 4. Gene Ontology annotation, cellular component: SCF ubiquitin ligase complex. Bases 252 to 2108 code for a protein of 618 amino acids. The transcript is spliced from 15 exons. Gene Ontology annotation, molecular function: protein binding. The record is from RefSeq and is a predicted model, not a curated record. NCBI's taxonomy places the organism in Eukaryota, Metazoa, Mollusca, Gastropoda, Patellidae. Gene Ontology annotation, biological process: SCF-dependent proteasomal ubiquitin-dependent protein catabolic process.